Molecule: messenger RNA, 477 nt
Organism: Drosophila rhopaloa
Lineage: Eukaryota; Metazoa; Arthropoda; Insecta; Diptera; Drosophilidae
Exons: 2
Coding region: 8-382 (124 amino acids)
Source: RefSeq, a predicted model, not a curated record
UCAAGUCAUGAAAGACGACAAUCAACGACCUAAACUCCAAGCGGUGGCACUAGUUUUCUUGUUGGUCUUACAGCUCUGCUUAGCCCUGCCCUAUGGUUCCUCCUCUGGCAACGACAUAGACAUCGAUGGGAACUUCCCAAGCUCCGGCGGUGGACGACCGGUGGACUAUCACACGGUGGUGGGCCACUUCAAGGACUUUUUCAUGUACCUGCCCGUCAUGAUGACCACCCUGAAGGAGACCAUGUCGGGAUUCCCCAAGUUCGCCGAGGGAGUGCGCAUCCUGACUUCCGGCAAAGGACGAAUCGAUGGCGAGGACUGUAAGUGCGGCCAGAAUGGACUAGCAAGCGGGGAACUUUCGGACACUGGUAGUCGAUUCGGUUGAUCCAAAUCGAGAGCUGUGCCACCACCAUUGUUGAUACUGUACAUAGGCAUACCGCACCAAUAAAUGAGAAUUGUCUGAGAAAUAUGGAACAUAAA